UAAUGGAUCGUAUUAUAACCCAAUCAACGAGUCGAGCGUGCGGACUGGAGAUACUGCUCUUCAUCUCGCAUGUCUUUUUCUCGAAUCGCCGAUGGACACUAUCAAGAUCCUUGUUGAGCUCGGUGCCGAUAUCAACCUAGAAAAUCUCCAAGGGUACACACCAGUCAUGAUCCUGGUCUCGUCUAAUACCCAGUACUGCUACGAGGCCCUCAAAUUCUUUGUCAUGCGCGGUGCUCGUAUCCCAGCCUAUAUUCGGAGCCCGAUCACGCCACUCAACAGCGCACAGAUGUAUGCACUCAAUCUCGUGAACGAGUCGCGGCAGAUAUACCCAGAUGGCUAUUUAAAAACAGGUGAGGGCGCCGGUGUUGGCCCAGGAGCCAUGCCACCAUUUUUAUCGCAAGAUCGUCGGCACUCUCGGCAGCGAGUCUCUUCCCCAAACCUAAAUGUGCACCAGGAACGUAAUGGGCGUAAAGUUGAGAGGAUAUAUGCGCAAGGACGUCCGCUGAUUCAUGUGGUGGCGGCGAUGCAGGAGGACUACAGGAUCUUGGAUUGUCUGUGCGAGGCGGGCUUAGACCCAGCUAUGCACUUUGCGGGCGAGACGGCACUUGUAGCAGCGGCGGCGCACCUGAGGAUCAAGAACGUGGAAUGGCUGUUGAAUCAUGACCUGGACAUCAGCACUGAGGCUGGGGUUCAGAGAGCUAUCAAGGUUGUCAAGCUGCUCCACCAUUAUCCUUCGUCUGGCACGAACCCUUACUAUGGUAUGGGUGGACACAGCAAGUCCUCCAGCUCAUCCUCAACCUCUGGCAGUCGAAUGACCGACAACAGUCAGAUCUCACAAGAAUUUCCGGAUGACAUUCGAGACUUGGGAAAGUAUAGCUGGGCAGGAGUCGCGUAUGGCGAUGCCGAUCGAAUGAGUAAGGACAUGGUGGGGCCUGUGCUGAACUUGCUUGAGCGGUGGACCGGAAGCAGGCGCAUCGCUAACAGGAAGGAGGUAGCGACGAAACUGAAGCUCAUGUACGGGUCAUCGAUGGACGUCAGAGUGUCAUCCAUCUCGGCCACAAGCACGAACAGUGACAGUAGUGCGAGCAGUCAAGGCAGCCAUCGCGUUUCCCAGCCUUCCCGGCAGAAUCUAGCUCGUGGUGGAUUAGUCCAAGGGACUAAAUCUCUGCGCAAGAGUCAGCGUCAUGUCGUCGACCAAGUCCUCAACGAGAAGCCGCCGAUGCGGUUCUGGUGACGAACGAGCAAACAAUGAAAUUCCUCAAAGUUUUUCUUUUUUUUUUUUUUUUUGUGUUUCACUGGCAUAAUUAAAUACAACAGGGAAAACGCGCGGACUUCGUAUACUUUUUGAAACAGACUAAAUGCCACAUACAUGCAGUAAGGUACAGCGAUUCCAGCCGAUGGGCUGGAAUGCGCACGGAGCAUGGUUCGUGCAGGGAUGAUAUCACGACUUUCUGAUUAGGUCUCUACAGUGGGGUUGAUCGUAUUUGAUCAGAACCACCUCACCAAGUCACUAUGGGAGCACGAUCGCACCCAGCGACGCAGCACCAUAAUAAUAAGUAUGUACAACUUUACUAUGGAACAACCAAAGCCCAAAGGUUAUUUGGCUAAAACCCCAUGAAGCAAUGUAGCCCGGUAAUCU
Messenger RNA from Gamsiella multidivaricata, 1639 nucleotides. RefSeq lists its product as uncharacterized. Lineage: Eukaryota; Fungi; Mortierellomycota; Mortierellomycetes; Mortierellales; Mortierellaceae. The transcript has a single exon. Bases 92 to 1234 code for a protein of 380 amino acids. Gene Ontology annotation, molecular function: protein binding. The record is from RefSeq and is a predicted model, not a curated record.